AUGCAUGCUAUUACACAUUUCCAAGUGACAGAAUAUUCAGUGGGAUUUAAUGCAGUAUGGGACUUGAUUAUAUCAAUUGGUCUUUAUUGGAUUGAGGAGUUUGAUAAAGAGACAGGGCAGAUGCUCAGCGGUUUGGACAAACUCCCUCCUGACCUGAAGGAGUAUGUGGAGGUAGAUAACAAGCUCUUUGAAAAGGAGAUGGAGGAGUGGGAUGCUCUACAGGCCCAUAAACUCAUGCAGGAGAAGCUGGCUCUGGCGGCAGCCUCAAGUAUGACCACCCAGCCCAUGAGCACAGAGCCCUGCCCUCCAGACAACACAGACUCCCAGCAGGACCCAGAGUACAUGGAGCAGCAGUCACCCACUGGAGACUCCAAACACCUGCAGGAGGAUACAGAGAGAGCCAUCAGCAAAGCAGCAACUGAACAUGAUGAAAAGAGCCCAGAGGCACUACUCAACACAUCUCCAUCUCAUCCUGACCACCAGGUGUCCUCUGAGCCCUGCCCUCCCCCUGACCCUGAGCAAGAGGACUCCACCUCUGCUCCACCCGCAGCCCAUCGGGUGGUGGAGGUGGCCAUUCCUAAUGUAGGAACAUUCGUCAUUCAGUCGAAGAAGGGAGGUUAUGAUGACGAGGCAAUGAUGACCCCAAACAUGCAGGGUGUCAUAAUGGCCAUUGGCAAAUCCAGGAGUGUUUAUGACAAGUGUGGGCCUGAAACUGCCUUCUUCAAGGCAAUGAAAGUGGAGUACACUCGUUUACUGAGGCUUGCUCAGGAAAAAACGCCCCCUGAGAAGGACUACCGUCUACAGCACGUCAUUGUUUACUUCAUACAGAACCAGGCGCCCAAAAAGAUCCUGGAGAGAACUCUGCUCAUGCAGUUUGCAGACAGAAACCUGGGCUUUGAUGAGAGGUGUAAGAGCAUCAUGAAGGUGGCACGUGCUAAACUGGAGCUCAUUAAGCCUGAUGAAGUGAACAUGGAGGAAUACGAGAUGUGGCAUCAGGAUUACAGGAAUUUCCGUGAGACGACAGCUUUCCAGUUGGUUGGCCUGGAAUUAUUCCUAAAGAAAAGUUACAUGGAAGCGCUGAUAUACCUGAUCUACGCCUAUCAGUAUAACAAAGAGCUCCUGGCAAAAGGGCCAUACAGAGGCCAUGAUGAGGAACUGAUCGCCCAUUACCGCAGAGAGUGCCUGCUGAAGUUGAACGAGCAUGCAGCCGCCCUUUUUGAGACCGGCGAGGAGAGUGAGGUGAACUCUGGUCUUACUAUCAUGAAUGAGCUGGUGGUGGCCUGUAUUCCACUGCUGCUGGUGGACGAAAUGGAGGAGAAAGACAUGGUGGCCGUGGAGGAUAUGAGGAACCGAUGGUGUUCGUAUCUGGGCCAGGAAAUGGAACCUAAUCUCCAGGAGAAGCUGACUGACUUUCUUCCCAAGCUGCUCGACUGCUCAACUGAGAUCAAAAGCUUUCAUGACCCACCCAAACUGCCAUCUUACUCCACGCUGGAGCUGUGCGAGCGUUACAGCCGGGUCAUGAUGUCGCUCACCCUGAGUCGGACCCCUGCAGAUGGCAGAUGAGCUGCAUUGUUGUCCUCUCCCUCCACUAACACGCCUUCCUUAAAGCAGGGCUUUCCCAAACCCACCAACCUGUCCUCUAUCUUUUGCUGCUAGAGAUUUGAUCUUUACCCUUCUUGUAUUGUUAAUAUUAUUUUGAGAAUUUUGUUAUAUUUUAAAGCUAAUGCAACAGAAAUAAAGGUGUGAAAUUGUGGAAGAAAAAAGCAUUUAUGGGAUAGUUCACCCAAAAAUGACAAUUUUAUCAUCAUUUACUCAUCCUCAUGUUGUUCCAAACUCACAAAUGAUGGCAGAUCUUUCAUUUUUGGGUGAACUAUCCAUUUAAUGCGGAAACUGAAAUUGUGACAUUGGAGCAUGCAGCUUUAGCUUUGUGAAACGAGGUUUAGGAUUCAUUUGAAUAUUUUGUUUUAUUUAAAUGUUAUCAUUUUUGCCCCCCACCAAUCCUUUUCACUUCAGGGUCUGAACAACUUACUGCUCUGCCCGCCCUAAGUUUGUUACAGUGUUAUUGCAUUUUUUUUUUUUUUUUUAUUGUUGUUGUUGUUGCUUUUUCCUAAGGACGAUGAAACAAAAUGCUGGAGGUUCUCAAACAGGUCUUUUGAUCUGACGACUGGGUCUUCAAUACAAGUUUUAAGUGCUGUGUUUGCCGGCCACGGGACAUACUGUGGCUUGUUAAUACUUUGAGAGAAUAAAGUUUUAUUUAUGGCUCUUUUAGGCCAGAUAUAUAUUUUUUUAAAUGUUCCUAAUCAUUAUUGAAUUUUGCAUUGAAUGAAACUGUGCUGCUUUUGGUAUUUCAAAGAGAACAGAGUAUGUUUUCUCCAUACAUUUUGAUAGAUUUGGUUGCACCUAAAUCCUUUAUAUAGUCUUCUUGAGUUAAGUUUACCAUAAGACAUUUAAUGUAAAAAGAAAUAGCCAGGUGUUAAGUAAAAAGGUAGAAACGCUAUUACUUUCCCAAAGAAAAUGGAUUAGGAUACAGUAAUAUACUAAAUCUGUAUUUAACAGUCCAUGUGCAGACAUUGUAUAAUGUGCAGUUAAAAUGCUUUGUUUUUAAGUUUGUUCAAGCUGUUCACACUAGUGUAAUUGGAAAUUUGAUGCCAAGCAUCAACUAGAACUGAAAUUUUAUCUUUGACACUGGUGGAAGUUUCUUGGAUGGGUGUUAUCAUUUUACAUACCUAAACCAUUAUGUUUGUCUAAGAGUGUGAUCAUUUUAUUUUCUGUUUUUGGUCAGAGCAGCUUGUUCAGUGCAUUUGACUUAAAAAGCUCUUAAACAAAGCUGACACAAAUAAAGAAACCAAAACCCUCUAUAAAUGCAUGAUUCUCUUUGAAUUAAAACACUUU
This is a messenger RNA of Xyrauchen texanus (razorback sucker), 2892 nucleotides long. Its product is annotated as ubiquitin carboxyl-terminal hydrolase 25-like. Lineage: Eukaryota; Metazoa; Chordata; Actinopteri; Cypriniformes; Catostomidae. The record is from RefSeq and is a predicted model, not a curated record. The transcript has 11 exons. Bases 1 to 1563 code for a protein of 520 amino acids.